Aspergillus bombycis is the source of this 2019-nucleotide messenger RNA. RefSeq names its product Zn(II)2Cys6 transcription factor. The record is from RefSeq and is a predicted model, not a curated record. Lineage: Eukaryota; Fungi; Ascomycota; Eurotiomycetes; Eurotiales; Aspergillaceae. Gene Ontology annotation, molecular function: zinc ion binding; DNA binding; DNA-binding transcription factor activity, RNA polymerase II-specific. The transcript has 7 exons. The coding region runs from base 1 to 2019 and encodes 672 amino acids. Gene Ontology annotation, biological process: regulation of DNA-templated transcription; DNA-templated transcription.
AUGCCGCCUACGAAGUCUACUACAUCAGCCCGCCGCCGUCAGAGGACGGUUGCAUGUCAAACGUGUCGCCAACGCAAAGUACGGUGCAGCUUGAGUGUCACCGGGGUGCCGUGUAUCGGCUGCACACAGGACCGUACCCCAUGUAUAGUCCCAACCAGGCGAGGACAGAAACCUGAGCGACACGGUGGGCCGGUUCUCUUUGCAAGCCCUCAGAGUCCGAGUCAGCCGCUUCCACAGACCCCAGCAUGUAGAGUGGAACUCCCAGCGUUCCAAGUUCAGCCACAGCAACAUGAGCCUCUAAGCGCAGAUGCCAGCGCAGCUCGCGAGGUGCAUGAUAUCGAAGACGAAGAGCGAAACGGUGAUGAAAUUGCAGCGGCCGCUUUAGGGCAACCGCGAAGAGUGGGCGAAGUGCCCUUCUACACAGGAGACCGAACUGGGCCUGUAUCUACUCUGGAUAUCUGCUCGCCGGAUCACUCAUUGUCCAGACACUGUCUAAUCCCAUCGAAUAGCCAAACUACCCUGUCAGACGAUGAUCGGGACUACCUCCAAAAGAAAGGGGUCUUCACCCUACCUAAGCCCAACACUUGUGAGAGCCUCCUUCGUGCAUACUUCUAUCAUGUACAUCCAAUCAUGCCAGUGAUCGAAGUGGACUCCAUUUUGAACUAUCAACAUCAAGGCCGGCUUGGUGACUGUAAUAUUCUACUCCUGUGGAGUGUAUUUUUCGUUGCAGUCAAUUUCGUGCCACCGCAUAUUUAUGAGCAAGAGGGUUAUAUCUCUCGGAAGGAAAUGAAAGCCACGAUGUACUCACGUGCGAAGUGCAUGUAUGAUAACGGCGGGGAGAGAAACAAGGUCUCACUUCUGCAAGCCUCCCUGCUGUUGGGAUUUUGGCACUCGGAGCAGGACGAACACACGCAACCUUGGUACUGGACAGGAAUUGCGAUUAAUCUUUGCCAGAUGCUGGGUUUACAUCGGGAUCCAGAUUUCUUGCGGUAUAACUCAUCUAUCACCGAUCGUCAGAGACGUUUGUGGCGCCGUCUGUGGUGGACCUGCUUCUUCCGGGAUCGCUGGCUUGGUCUUACUCUUGGAAGGCCACUGAGGAUCAAUCUGGACGACUGUGACCUGCCGAUGUGCGUACCGGCCGACCUACUCAGUGAGCUUGAUAGCAUACCUGAAGCUGUUUCUGUGUCGUAUAUUCCCCAGGAGUUUCAGAAACUAGUAGAGUUCUGGAUGAUUUUAAUUGAACUGAGCCAGCUCUUGGGCAAGGUUCUGGUGCUGAAAAGUAAAUCCGUGAAGUCAAAGUCCUCUAUCAAUCAGAUCAAUGCCCUUGAAGCACAGAUUACGCGAUGCAGAUUGCCAGAUCAAGAUGAACAUGGCCUGGCUCCUUUGGCAAAGUUUUACGCACAUCAUGUUCAUCUGCAUUACCAGGCACUUUUGAUCACACUCUACCGUCCCUGCGUCAUCGAACAUUCAGAGAGUCUCGCUGCAAGCCAACAAGAAGUUGAGCAGCAACGCCUGCAGUCAAAAGCCGAUGCCGCGGCAUCAAAGUCAACCGAGAUCUUGGACAUUCUUGUUCGAGAAAAUCUGCUGGAAUAUGUAGGACCAAUGACACCCGCCCUUUUAGUCCCGGUUAUGCAAACCCACCUUCACAACUGUAAAUACGCCAACCCACUUUCGAGACGUUUCAGCUUCAAUAAGCUCGAUAUGUGCAUGGGUGUCCUGGAACAAUUGCAGAAAACGUAUACAGUUGCGUCUUUAUUUCGUGGGAUUUUCAUAAAAGCUUUACAGCAAAUAUUUCCAACAUAUGCUGCGAGCUCACCCCUAUCCCAUCGGCCUGUUGUCUCUACAGAUGCUGAUCCGGUUGAGCCUCAAUCGGAUACUGUUCCUGUUCAAACAGCCUAUGGAGAAUGUAACCAGAAGAUUAGUGACGGGGUUGAGUCAUCGAUGCCUGCUGGCUUUAUCGAUGCGUUGAUAGAUGAGAAUUCGAUCUUCGACUUUUUAGAUACAUGGAAUGAAGUAUGA